GGGAACGACUCGACUUACCCUCACUUCCUUAUUUAUAGAACAAGAUUGACAGGCUUGACAUCAGCGGAAGAGGACACCCUUUCUAUCCCAACACAAACCGUUCUGAUCCUAUUAACUUUUAUUUUUUCCCCCUCUUAGAGCAAUUGUUGAUGCUGCAGAGCGAAAAAUGAGGUUAUGUAGCGGACUCUGGACAUAGGCAGCAGUGGGUGGAAAGGGGACCUUCUUUACGUUUCAAGAGAAACUCCUACUUCCGCGUUAACUCUGCUCCGCAACAAGGUAAAGCGGACUUUUUACAGGAAGCGGUUGUCUAAAGGGGUUAAUCCACACCGUUCACAGUGCCCUUCCCGGACCCACGUCAAUGCCAAACUAUGAAGUAAAGGAGACUCGACAGUUGUGAAUUCGGAAAAUAGCACAUAAUCUUGAAAGAAACUGUACCAUCAGAGGACCUUGCAGUAAAUUUACAGAAGAAUGCCUGCUGGUGUAUGCGGCUGCUGUGGCCCCCUGAGGCCUCGCUACAAACGCCUGGUUGACAACAUCUUCCCCGAAGACCCAAAAGAUGGCUUGGUCAAAUCGGACAUGGAGAAGCUGACGUUCUACGCUGUGUCUGCACCCGAAAAGCUGGAUCGGAUCGGGGCCUACCUGGCGGAGAGGCUGAGCAGAGAUGUGGUCAGGCAUCGUUACGGGUACGUCGUCAUCGCCAUGGAGGCCCUGGACCAGCUCCUGAUGGCGUGCCACUCCCAGAGCAUCAAGCCGUUCGUGGAGAGCUUCCUGCACAUGGUGGCCAAGCUGCUGGAGUCUCGGGAGCCUGACCUGCAGGUCCUCGGAACAAACUCGUUUGUCAAGUUCGCCAACAUCGAGGAAGAUACCCCUUCCUACCACCGUCGGUACGACUUCUUUGUGUCGCAGUUCAGCGCCAUGUGCCACUCUACCCAUGAAGACCCUGCCACCCGAAACAGGAUCCGGGUGGCAGGAAUCAAGGGCCUGCAGGGCGUGGUGAGGAAGACUGUGAACGAUGAGCUCCAGGCCAUCAUCUGGGAGCCUCAGCACAUGGACAAGCUCAUCCCCUCCAUGCUGUUCAACAUGCAGGAGGCAGAGGACUUCGACAGGACAGGACACCCAAGCACCCCCUCAGGCCACGAGCAUGACGAGAACCCAGCUGCGCUUGCCGAGAGCUGCUUCAGGGAGCUGCUGGGAAGAGCCGCCUAUGGCAACAUGAACAACGCCGUCCGCCCCGUGCUAGUGCAUCUAGACAACCACCGCCUGUGGGACCCGAAUGAGUUUGCCGUUUCCUGUUUCCGGAUCAUUAUGUACUCCAUACAGGCCCAGCACUCCCACCAUGUGAUCCAGCAAGUCUUGAACCACCUGGAUACCCACAGUAAGGACACGCCGCGGGUGCGAGCCGGCAUUGUGCAAGUCCUGCUGGAGACGGUCGCCAUAGCGGCCAAAGGUUCUGUUGGCCCCACGGUCCUGGAAGUGUUCAACACUCUGCUGAAGCACCUGCGCCUGAGCGUGGACUUCGAGCUCGGCGAGGGCUCCCGCCGCAACUCCAGCACCAGCGUCACCUCCCGCUCCAAGGAGAACGACGAGAGGAUCGUCCAGAAUGCCAUUAUUCAGACCAUCGGAUUCUUUGGCGGUAAUCUGCCGGACUACCAGCGUGCUGAGGUGAUGAUGUUCGUCAUGGGCAAAGUGCCCGUCUAUGGAACCCCGUGCCAUACGCUGGACACAGUGAAAAUUGGGGAUCUUGGAACCAAGCGUAUCCAGGCCAUGCUGCUGAGCUCCCUCAUUAUGGUGACUUCUGGUUUCAAGUCCAAGACCAUGUCAGCGGCGCUGCCCCCGCCCUUCCUGGACCCCCUGUUCUCCAUCUCCCUGAUGGAGGACAGCGAGCUGAGGCAGCUUGUGCUGGAGAUUCUGCACAACAUCAUCGAUCGCCACGACAACCGCGCCAAGCUGCGCGGUAUCAGGAUCAUUCCCAACGUGGCUGCUCUGAAGAUUAAGCGGGAGAAGAUCUCCAAACAGGACAUUGGUUUCAUGAAAAAGCAUGGCCAACAGCUGUACAGGCACAUCUACUUAGGCUGCAAGGAGGAGGACAACGGCCAUAAGAACUUUGAGCUUCUCUUCACUGCCUUGGCCCUCAUCACCAUUGAGCUGGCCAAUGAGGAGGUGGUCGUGGACCUCAUCCGGCUGUCCAUCGCUCUACAGGACAUGGCCUUGGCCAAUGAAGAGAACAUGGCUAUGUUCAUCCGCUGCAGUAUCAUGGCCUUAGUGGCAGCCUACCUGAACUUCCUCAGCCAAAUGAUCGCAAACCCACCCUUCUGUCAGCAUGUCAGCAAGGUUCUGGAGAUGCGGAACUUAGAGGCACCUUAUCUUCUGCCUGAGCAUGUCUUCAGGGAGAAAUGCUCGCUGCCUAGCACCCUGGACAAUGAAGACAACAGCCUGUACUUCCUGACCAGCGAGAUCGCCGAGUCGUUAGCGGGCCCUGGUUACAACGUGGACAGGCUGUCCGUGCCGUACGUACCACAAGUGACAGAUGAAGACCGCCUCUCUAGAAGGAAGAGCCUCGUUGAUACCAUUUCCCUUCAGGUGGAUAUCCUAUCGAACAACCAACCAGAGAAGUCGCAGUUGGCUGAGGAGAUAACAUUCGAGACUCUGAAGAAAGCCAUCGACACCACAGGCAUGGAAGAACAGGAGAAGGAGAAAAGACGGCAGGUGAUUGAGAAGUUCCAGAAGGCUCCAUUCGAGGAGAUCGCUGCCCACUGCGAAUCCAAGGCAAAUAUGUUACACACCAGAUUAGCACAGAUCUUUGAGCUCACAAUCCGGCCUCCGCCCAGCCCCUCAGGUGCUGUGACGAUCACAUCUGGCCACGCCCAGUACCAGUCUGUGCCCGUCUACGAGAUGAAGUUUCCAGACCUGUGUGUCUAUUAG
Molecule: messenger RNA, 2922 nt
Organism: Anguilla anguilla (European eel)
Lineage: Eukaryota; Metazoa; Chordata; Actinopteri; Anguilliformes; Anguillidae
Gene: efr3a
Product: EFR3 homolog A (S. cerevisiae)
Exons: 24
Coding region: 469-2922 (817 amino acids)
Biological process (GO): protein localization to plasma membrane
Cellular component (GO): plasma membrane
Source: RefSeq, a predicted model, not a curated record